UUCAAAACAAAGUCCACGUCAACACAACAAACAACCCGACUCGACCGGAAAUAGGUGCAAUUGCGCCGUGUUUUCUGUAUUGUUUUUGUUUUUCGUGUCGGAUUAGGGAACGGGACUUGUCAUGAGUUCGUAUUAUUCACAGAGGCCCAGCUCACCGCCGCGCGCGCCGUCGUCGGUGGUGCCUUCACACAGUCAAGCUCAGCCUGGCGCUUCGUGGCCACCCCCUUCUCCUCCUUCCCAGCACCACCCCGAGACCUCUGCAUAUCCUGCGAGCUACUACUCACAUGGUGCUUAUGACGCCUCGUACUCAAGAGAUCGGGCAGGCUACCCACCCCAGCCGGCGCCAGCAGGCGAUCGAGGUCUAGAAAGCGCUCCAUACGAGAGUAGCAGGCACCGGUACGACGACCGCGGCCAAGCACCACCUGCACCCGCCUACGCUGAUCCAUACCCCGGAAGACCCUACUCUGUUCCAGCAAUGCCGCCUGCUCCGCUGCCAACCAAUCGCCCCGGAUACCCACCCUACGACGGUGGCGCGGCACCCCCAGAUCCCUACCCGCGCAGUCGAGACCCCUAUCGUCAACACAGCUACCGAUCCGGCGAGUCGCGCAGGAGCCCUCCUCCUUUUGCUGCCAACAAUGCUGGUCAAUCGAGAGGAUAUUACUCUUCGUCACAACAGCCUUCCUUUUCAUCAUCAAAUCAGUAUCGUCGCGAUGAUCAGCGACACGAGAGACAGUACAGUUCAGGCGGCGUCCCGAGUAUGUCGGCGUCGUAUCCUCCCCCUUCUCCUACGCGUGGCUCCGAUCCCUACUACCGCUCUCGCAAUCGUCAACGUUCCGUCUCGCCCGACCGAAGAGCAAAAUAUGGUCACGGGCCAGAUCAAGGCCACCAGUCAUCGUCUUUCAGAUCGUCUCGGUCAAAUCACCCAGAGUCGCGGGAACACGCACCCCGCGGAUCUUCAAAUCAGGGCGGUAACUAUCGGCCUAAGCCCGUGCCAGCUGUCGUUGGCGGUCCGUCAGAUCAACCUCAGGCACUUCAGCCUCUCACAUACCAUGUCCCCGAGCCGGCGAAGGAGAUUCGUGCGGAAGACUUUGUCAACGAUGCUCCAUUACCUGUAUUCCCUAUCCGCCCUCCACAACAACUACGUACACCCCUAUCAGCCACGUAUGCCGAGACAGAGGCGCAAAAAUCCGGCACAGAUCUUGUACGCGAUUCAGAAAACAGAAAAAUUCGAGACCCUGCUCGAGACAUUGUGGACCGGAAAGCGUUGACGAGAAAGCAUCCUCCAAAGAUCGGAAGAAACCCUGCAGAUCCACUAGACGACGUUCCACUUCCACCUAGUGUCGGACCAACGACAGGAUCAACGCCUGGCAGAGGGAGAUUAUCAAAAAGAGAGGCAGAGGUGUCGUUAGAAAGAACGGUAAAGCGGAUGCGCGAAGGUGAGGACGGAGAUGAGGAACAUCGAGGCGGAAGCGCCAAGAAGAUCCAUCUAGAUCUAUCAUCGUCGCAAGUGUCGUCGUCAUCUAGUAGUACCGGCAGUCGCUUAUUUGCCCGGCCGAGCGAGACAAUUGCAUCUGAGGCAACACCCGCUGGAGAUGGCAAUCUACCCGAAAAUCUACUGAGAAUUGUCGAGGAUACUCUGGCGCAGAUCCGUGGUAGUGGCCGAAGUGGUAAUGGCCGUGGUGACAGUCAACAAAAGGGCGCGGAUGAGGGCGCUGCAGAUACAACAGAUGCUGCCAAUUCUGAAAAAUAAGCGUCAUUCAUAUUCCAUUACAUCCAGCAACUUUUAUACAUUUUUUAUCAUCAGUUUUGCUCCAUACACGAUAUCAUGUCUCUCACAACUCAAUACCGGAACAUCUCGCACACAAAAAGAAGACCUUACUUGAUUCCUUGAUUUACCACAGUUCAUCUUAUCUAUCGCUUCUGGAAUGAAACCCGGGCUGUAAUUUGCUUCGUUUAUUUUUUUAUCUGAUUGCGUCGCUUUGAGCGAUUUAUUUAUUUGCGCAGAGCAAGAUUUUGCUUAUAUCUAGAAUCACCUGCAGAACCGAGAUGGAGUAUGGGGCAUAUGACUAUAUUUAAGUACGAAUAUUUUGUAAUUGAUAGCUAUACAAUGAUAAAUAAUGAACAGUCAUGAC
Myxozyma melibiosi is the source of this 2132-nucleotide messenger RNA. RefSeq lists its product as uncharacterized. The record is from RefSeq and is a predicted model, not a curated record. The transcript has 3 exons. NCBI's taxonomy places the organism in Eukaryota, Fungi, Ascomycota, Lipomycetes, Lipomycetales, Lipomycetaceae. The coding region runs from base 122 to 1750 and encodes 542 amino acids.